UUGCUUCGCUUUCGCUUCGUGCCCCACGAGCUCACGCGGCUUGACGCGCCUUCGGAAGCAUCGUCAACCACCUGCUCCCUUCUCCUCUUCCGUGUCGUCGUCUUCCUCCUCCGUCCUUCUAUAAAUCUCGCACCAUACCUGCACUCUCUCUCCAUCCUAUCGUCUCUCUCUCUCUCGCUUUCUCUCUCUACCACCUGUAUCAUCUCUCUCUCUCUCUCGCUCUCCAAAGCACAGACUUGUUCGUGAGCUAGAUCUCAGUCAACGUUCCCCGAUCGAAGAUGAGCCAGUACAACAACCAGAACCAAAUCCCAGGUAAUGAUCGAAACCCGUCCUCGAUCUCCGUCAACGUCUCCCGAUCGAAGAUGAGCCAGUACAACAAGCAGAACCAAAUCCCAGGUAAUGAUCGAAACCCAUCCCCGAUCUCCGUCAACGUUUCCCGAUCGAAGAUGAGCCAGUACAACAACCAGAACCAAAUCCCAGUGGCCUACCCACCACCGGCGUCGGCAACGGCGUACGUGGCGCCUCCGCCGGUCAGCUAUCCGAUGAGGGACGGCCAACAACCAGCGCAGAACGCCGUCCCUAUCGAGACCAAGACUAGGGGCGAUGGCUUCUGGAAGGGCUGCUGUGCCGCGCUGUGCUGUUGCUGCGUCCUGGAUGCUUGCUUCUAGGAAUACCACCGGAGAGGAUUCACAUUUUGCUCUUUGUUGUUUAGCAUUCUCUUUAUCGCUGUUGACAUAUAUUGUGACAUGUUAUUGUCUCUUGAUAUCUACUAGUUUUCUCGAAUUUUUUCUUGAAUCUUUCGUGUUGCCAAUUC
Rhodamnia argentea is the source of this 814-nucleotide messenger RNA. Its product is annotated as protein CYSTEINE-RICH TRANSMEMBRANE MODULE 3. The transcript has 6 exons. Lineage: Eukaryota; Viridiplantae; Streptophyta; Magnoliopsida; Myrtales; Myrtaceae. Bases 279 to 668 code for a protein of 129 amino acids. Gene Ontology annotation, cellular component: plasma membrane. The record is from RefSeq and is a predicted model, not a curated record.